Anguilla rostrata (American eel) is the source of this 7064-nucleotide messenger RNA. It is a transcript of the gene maptb, whose product is annotated as microtubule-associated protein tau b. Gene Ontology annotation, biological process: microtubule cytoskeleton organization; neuron projection development. Bases 118 to 2655 code for a protein of 845 amino acids. Gene Ontology annotation, molecular function: microtubule binding. Gene Ontology annotation, cellular component: neuron projection. The transcript is spliced from 15 exons. The record is from RefSeq and is a predicted model, not a curated record. NCBI's taxonomy places the organism in Eukaryota, Metazoa, Chordata, Actinopteri, Anguilliformes, Anguillidae.
CCCCCUCCUCACGGCAGGACACCAAACGAACUGCACUGCUCGAUCGGUUCCUCAGUGGGUGAAUGCAGUUGAAGAGACAAUAACACAGUCUGCCUCACAGCCUGAACUCGUCUCGCUAUGGAUCAGCACCAGGACUUUCUGAACUCGGGCCUGGACGGCCACGCCCUGGACAGCCACGCCCUGGAGUACGGCUCCGGAGAGCCCGUCGCCUCCGCCAUGGUUGACCUGACGCUGAGUGACAGGGACCAGGGGGCGGAGCUAAAGAAGAACGGGGUGUCGCCCACGCACCUGGGACCAGGAAAUGACCUCAUGAAAGCAGAGCCCAUGGAGCCUGCACCUGAGGAGCACACAGAGGAGCUGCCUGCAAUCGCUGAAUCUAACAGCGCCCCCUCUGGUGAGGAGGUGCAACUGGUGGCCCGAGGACCUGAGAAUGACAUCGUCCCCUCUGCUCCUGUGACAGGUGAAGAGGAGCGUGAGACUGGCCCCCUGGGCCGCACGGCGCCGCACCAUAGCGCCGACGCGGCCGGCUCUGCCGAGGAAGACGAGAGCGAAGAUGACGAAGAAGAAGGAGGAGGAGGAGCAGCGGAGCCCGCGAGCCCGAGAGGGCCGCUUUCGGGCCCCGGGGCCCCCGGCGUCACGGCGACGGACGAGCCGCGGCUGCCGUUCCCGCGGCCGCUGGGUUCGGAGAGGGCGGGGGGCCCGCUGAAGGAGAGCCCGGACGGGCGGACCCUCAGCAGCUCGGAAGAGGAAGACGCUCCGCGGCGCGGCGGGGAGACCGUCCCGGCCCAGCCCCUCGGUGUCGGGCCGUUCGCGGGCCUGGGGGACCCGGCGCAGUCGCUGGUGCGCAGCUCGGGCGUCGCCGACCUGUCCUCCCCGGGGGGGCGCAGCUCCGAGGCCGACGAAGAGGAAGAGGAGGAGGAGGAGGAGGAGGAGGCCGCGCGUCCUGCCGCUCGCCUCUCGCCAGACGAGGCCAAGAGGCGCGGGCUGUCGUUCGAUUACACCGAGCCGCAGGCGCAGGACGGGCGGGGCUUCCCCGCGGGACGGCUGAACGGCUCGGUCAGGACGCCGGAGGAGAGCCGGAGCCCGGACUCCUGCCGGGCGGACCCCGGGUCCCCCUUCUCCCCUGGUGCGGCCCCGGGGCAGGGGGAGUCUCCCGGCAGUGAGGACCGGACCCGCGUCCAGGACGAGGACGAAGACGAGGAAGACUCCGCGGAAGAAGCCGAAGCCGAAGCCGAAAGCAAAAUGGCGGCUCAGGUUGAGAAGCGUCUGGAGCCCGAGGAGCCCGCAGACACCGUGCAGGUGACCCCGGGGAAGUACCUGGAGCCCCAAAAUGAAGACCUCAUCGCCACGGUGUGCGCCGCCCCGGUCACCAAGACCGCCCCGGUCCUGGAGGCCGGCCCGGUCACAGAGGCCGCCAAGGUCGCGGCUCCAGACGCCUCACCCAAGGACGUGAGCGUGGCAACCCCACCCAGCGCCCCGGCGGCCGCAGCCCGGAAGGCACAGAAAGCCCCGCCCGCGGCCGCCCCUCCCCCCAAGGCGGGCGCUAAAUUUCAGAAAGCUCCCCCCGCUGGGGCCCCUGCCAGCCGAAAGCCAAACGUUCCCGGUGUCCAAAGCAAAGCCAAACCGGCCGCUGGACCAGAGAGAGCUGCCGCUGAAAAGAAUGCCAAGGCUGGAGAAGGAAAAACUAGCGCCUCCAAGACACCAGGAGGCGCUAAACCGCAGCCUAAAGCCCCCGGAAAGGCACCCCCUCCUGGUGGUCAGACAGCUGCUUCCAGACCAGAGCACAGGAAGCCAGGCGUGGGGAAAGCUGACAAAGAGCUGCCCAAGACGCCGGACCGCAGCGGGUACAGCAGCCCCAGCACGCCCAAGUCCCCUGCCAGCCGCGCCAGCGCCCCGGGCCAGCCCGCCGCCAAGGAGGUGAAGAAGGUGGCGGUGGUGCGCACCCCGCCCAAAUCCCCGGGCUCCCUGAAGAACCGCGCGCCCGCCCCCCUCGUCCCCAUGCCGGACCUGAAGAACGUCCGGUCCAAGAUCGGCUCCACCGAAAACAUGAAGCACCAGCCAGGAGGGGGCCGGGUGCAAAUACUUGAUAAGAAGAUGGACUUCAGUAGUGUUCAGUCUAAGUGUGGCUCCAAAUCUAAUCUCAAGCACACCCCGGGGGGAGGAAACGUGCAAAUUGUCGACAAGAAGCUCGACUUCUCUAGCGUUCAGGCUAAGUGCGGCUCCAAAGACAAUCUCAAGCACAACCCCGGCGGCGGUAAAGUCCAGAUCGUUCACAAGAAGAUCGACCUGAGCAAUGUGCAGUCCAAAUGCGGCUCCAAGGCCAACAUUCACCACAAGCCAGGUGGGGGCAACAUUGAGAUCAAGACGGAGAAGCUGGAUUUCAAAGUGCAGUCUAAGAUCGGUUCCCUUGGCAACAUCGGGCACGUUCCCGGGGGCGGUGCGAGGAAGAUCGAGUCGCAUAAGCUCACCUUCCGCGAGCAGGCCAAAGCUCGCACCGACCACGGAGCGGAGAUCGUCUGCAAGUCCCCCGAAGGCGGCUCGCCCCGCCCCCUCAGCAACGUGUCCUCCUCCGGCAGCAUCAACAUGACGGAUUCGCCGCAGUUGUCCACGCUCGCCGACCAGGUCUCCGCCUCCCUGGCCAAGCAGGGCCUGUGAUUUCCUCUUGCCGACAAGAUUCUUGCCUCUAGGCAACAACAAAACAGUACAAAAAAAUAAAUAAAAUAAUAAUUCAAAAAAAUUAAAGACAAAACAAAACACACCUCCGUUCUCCCCCCUUAACCUUCCAGAUGUAAUUGAUGGUUUUUCAGGAUCAAUUUCCGGGUUAUAAUAGUUAGAACUGGGUUACAUUUUUUAAAAAUUGCACAGUGCAGUGAUUAUAUGUAUCAGCCGUUUUUGUUAAUUUUCCUAUUUAGGGAGAACAUAAUUCUUUCCUUCAAAGUUUUUUUGAGUGGCAAUGCCUUUGGAUGCCAGCCCCUCAACCAAAAAUUAGGCUAAUUACCCCUCCUAAACACAACAAUGGCAAAAAAAAAAAUUUAAUAAAAAUAAAUUAAAUGUUCAUGUAAACCGUCUCAGGGUGCUGGUCAUCAAAGAAGGCUGUUUAUUUGUUGCAGAAUUAGAGGACGUUUCUCAGAGAAACGUUCACACGUCUGGGAUGUAGUUACCCACUGUGUACCCAUUAUUGAACUCGGCAAUUAAUUACUCUAUUGAAUGUGCUGAAUUCUCACAGCCGAGCACUUGGUAAAGGAGCAACCUGUAUUCCAGCCAAUGGGAAAAUGUAAUCUGAAAAAUCCAAGGGAAAUCAUGCUAAGGUGCGUUUAAGAUAAAUCGCCGUUCGCUGCUGCCGAGAUUUGCUUUUGAAGGGAAGUAACACUGUGCUACGCGCAUCACUGUACAUUUUAGCGCCUGACGUAGGCUAUUGACGUGUCCAGUUUGUUUCUCAAAUUAAUUACUAAUUUAUUAUGCAGUAUUGCCGCAGCCGAAGAACUGGUCUUUGAAUGCCGUGCCAUGAAAACCUUCUGAAUUAAGUCCACGCGCCUUUCCCCACAGACCUGGCUACCGUUAGCCCCAGCUGUCCCGUUAAUGUGAAAUUUGGUGCCAAAACGUGCCAAAUUACCCACUGCAGUUUCAUUUGAAGGUUUUUGGUUUACGAGGGGGGGAAAUGCGCUUUUUUAGAAAUCUGCAAAAAUGUAUUGAAAUGCUUCUUUAUUUAGUGCUUUAAGCAAAAUUGUAAACAAAGUCAUUUUCAGUUAGCAACGUAAGAGUUCUCCGGCUCAUGGAAUAAUCUGCCCUGGCUUCAACACAGGUGCAUAUUAACAGGCUCUCUCAUCACUCGGUCAUCUAACUGCCAGACAGAUAAACUAGAGUAAAAAAAACUCCUGACCCGGACACUUCACGGGCCCUGGCCCAAAGUAAGGAACACAGGAGCACACGUUGUUCGGGACAAAAGACACUGUUAUAUUGACCAACGUGUGCUCCAGUGGUCCUUACUUUGGGCCAAUCCCUGUGAAGUGUCUGGGUCAGGAGUUUCAUCCUUGUUUGGCCAUCCUGGCUGUUGAGCACCGACCUGGUCCUUCUAGCUGAUUUGGGCAUCUCUCUUUUUCGUAAUCAAGGGGGAACUCGGAAAAAUGUUUUUUUGAAAUUAAACCUCUUCCCACGUAGGAAAAGAGAAUGUUGUACUUGUGCACGUAAAACAGGUCUUGUAAGCCGAUGGUCCCCAUCAAAAAAUUAGUCUUUCAGAAAGUGGACAGGCUGGCUGUGAAAAAAAAGACGCAAAGUUGUACUUAUUACAUCUAUGUUUUUCGUCAAGGCUUGCUAAUCUGCCCAUGACUCACGUCAUUUGUUGACACUGACAGCUUGUCAAACUAAUUUACGCACAUUUUUCAGCCUGACUAAAUUUAUGUGCAUCGGGUUCAAAGGUCAGUUCGUGGACUGACUGGAUUUCCAGGGUGGGAAUGUCAAUACACAGGAACAGCGCAUCACAUCACGCAAUUAUUUGCCUUCAAAAAAAUGUGUUUGUAAAUGAUUACUGUCAUGGGUGAACAGUGAAGGAAACAUCCGGGAGAUUUAAGUGUGUGACUUUAAGGAUCAGCCUGUAGGGAGCGGGUUCAGUAGUUCAGUUGAAAACGUGGCGGUCCUCUCGAGGAUGUUGUUGUGCACGGUCCUGAGAAUGGUACCCAGUUAUAAACCCCGUUUUAACCCAGAUGUGGAUUUACGGUAGGAAAGGGAGGGACACUUCGCAAACAGCUCUUUCACCAUUAGAUUUACAUUUCUAUCGUUCUGAAAUGUUCACAUGCAAUUAAAAAAAAAAAAAAAAAACACAUUUCCCUCUAGUGACUUUCCACCAGGACUGUAAAAAGCUUAGAACUGGGCUUUUAACUUAUGGAAUGGCUAUUUUAAAAAAAAGCUUAAUUUUCAACAAAAAAAAGUAUCUCAUGUGGGAAAUUUUUGAUUGGUGGACUCUGCAUGGGAAUUAACGAGGGGCCUGAUGGUGUAGUUUCAUCGGAAAUGCAAAUUUUAGAAUGAGUGAAAUAAAGUAGCAGAGGCAUAAAUGAACAAUUUACAAAACAAAAUAUGCCAUGAUGUGGUAUAGAACGGUCAAAGACAUGUGCGUUUAAUAUUACUAAGGAAGUUGAAUUUCUGAAGUUGUGGGAUUUCAAGAUGAAAGCAAUACUGAGAAGCUCAAACAAUCACGGCCAUUUUAAUUAGUUAUACUCCUUGCCCUGGGUGCAGUGGAAAAAAAAUUAAGCCAGAGCAAUCGCUUUCUUUCAUACAUUAAGAUACUGAGUAACAGAUAAGUGAAGAUUUCCUCUAAACAAAGAAUUGUGAGAUAUGCUUAAAAUCCUUAAAAAGCUUGUGUUCUCUAUCUUUCCCCCCUAUAGUAUUCUGUGGAUGUGAGUGUAACUCUGAUAUUAAAAGCUGAUUUUAAUCAUGCCUGCUGGCAAUCUUUCUCGUUUAUUUUUUACAGUUUCAAGAGAAUGCUCUUCUGUAUAUUCCUUUUUUUACAAAGCAAUUGGUGUAAACACUUAACCGUUUUCAAAUGGCUGACCUGUCUUGAAAUGACAAACUAUCUACCUUUUCUCCUUUCUGGCGUGAACGUAACGCAAGUGUGUUAAAUUGUAACGUUUGAAAAACGAAGUUAGACGUGCAUUCCAUGGAACACUGGGACCGUUCAGAGACGUGUACGUUGAGUAAAUGGUGGACUGGUGUGUCAUUGCCAAACUUGUGUGCAGAACAUUUGCGCUUUUUUUUUUUUUUGGACAUGCGAUUCAGUAACGUCCGAUACUAUCAAAGAUGCAGAGCGUCUUCUGCUUGAUCAGCAGAUCUGAACCCUAGUCACGAAUGACCUUUGACCUGAUCUGGCCAAACGUACUGCGGUGCAUUAAAUCAGGGGUUGUCAAACCGAAGUCACGGAGGGCUGCAGCGAAGGCAGGCUAUUGGGGGGUUCUCCUUUCAAUCAGAUGCUUUAGCCAAUCGACAGCCAAAAUGAAUCACUGAUGCUGAAAUUCCAAAAGCCGGACGACACUGCAGCCCUGUAGGACUGGAUUCUGACUCCCGUACCCGACUAACUCACAGCUCACCCGCUGUGCCACCCUACGACUCACACUGGGUUUCACCUGCUGUGCCAACAGCCCUUCAACGUGGGGUUCAGGUCUGACUGAAGUCAAGAUGAGGACUUAAAAUAAAAAUAAAAAAAUUGAAAAGGGGGGGAAAAAAAACUGAAUUCCCUUUCCAAAUGCUUUGUGAGGCUGCUCCUCCCAAUGUGGCGAGAGAGAGAGAACUUUCUGGAAGAAAUCCCUGCACUUGUAGCAAACACUAAGCUCACGCUAGAGACAUUAGCAGCAUACAUAUAACUCAGUGUUCCCUGCCUCCCGCUUGCCCCGUCCUGGUUUAUUCUGUGUUCUCUCCUACUUGAGGAUAUCCAGGGAGGGCGGCAGCCGACAGGAGCCAAAGUGAAAAUGGCGGCGGCGACUCCUGACAUACUCGGUGGAGGGGAGGCGGCCUUCAGCGGCCCAAAUGCUCGGGGCUCGACGACGUCGUCGCAGAAUGAGCGUGGGAACGGAGACUGAAGCGCUAGCGUUAGCACGUUCUUGGUUCCUUUUUCACCACCUAAGUUCUUCACCAACGUCCCGAUGUCCAAAGAGGACUUCAGUAGCAUUUGCAUUCUGGACAUUACUGCAUCAGACGGGUGUCAAUGUAGCUAGAAUCGGCAGGGUAGAGGGUUGUUUCAUAAAAAUAAAAAACUAAGCUCAAGAACAGGGUAACGGAAGGUUCCAGUCAAAAAAAAAAAAGAUUUAAAAAAGGUUGGUAUGGUAAGAUUGGGCUCAAGCUUUUUUUCCAGCGCUGUACAUUUUUGUUUUAAAACUCUUGGAGCGUAGAAAAGGUACCGUAGUUUUGAUCUCGUUUACUUUUUCUUGUUCCGGUUUCUUUAGUCGCAGUUUCUCCAUUCUAGCUUGGCAGUCGUGAUUGUCCAUAUUGUAACUGUGCGUUUUAUUAAUGGACCGGUUUACACCAAUACUCGUUUGCUGUAAACGUGCAUUUGCAAAAUAAAGUCGGUAUUACGCAGA